Messenger RNA from Gasterosteus aculeatus aculeatus (three-spined stickleback), 2588 nucleotides. RefSeq names its product leucine-rich repeat, immunoglobulin-like domain and transmembrane domain-containing protein 2. Gene Ontology annotation, molecular function: protein binding. NCBI's taxonomy places the organism in Eukaryota, Metazoa, Chordata, Actinopteri, Perciformes, Gasterosteidae. The record is from RefSeq and is a predicted model, not a curated record.
GACGGCCUAUUUCACAUGCUCCUGGCAGAAUAUGGACGCAUUUUAUGUUGCAUUACGUAUCGCUUUGGUAAUUUAUCUCGUGACGCCUGGAUCAUCAACGUGUCUGAGCGGUUGCUCCUGCACAGAUGACCACUUGGGAAGGUCUUUACUAUGUAUGAAAACCUCCAUGGCAAAAAUACCAGAGGACAUCCCACAUGAUUUCACAAAAAUCCGAAUUGAAAACUGCCAUCUGACCGAGUUACCUCGAGGAUCUUUCUCUAAUGUCAGUGCCUUGGAGUUCCUUUGGCUGAAUUUCAAUGAGAUCACGUUGAUGAACGUCAAAAGCCUGGACGGGCUGGCCAACCUGACCGAGCUCAGGCUGCAAGGGAACAAGCUGACUUCAGUAACAUGGACGGCCUUUCGGGACACCCCGAACCUCAAAAUUUUGGACCUGAAGCACAAUCGACUGGACGUCCUCCCCGAACACGCUCUGAGACACUUACUCAAACUGACCUACCUAGAUCUAUCCUUCAACCGGCUUAGUGUCAUAUCAAAAGACGUCUUCAUCAAUUGGCCGCUUUACCAAACAGCAGAGAAAGCGUGGGGUAAAGAAGGGCUGGUCUCCAAUGUGGUUCUGGCCCUGCACGACAACCCCUGGUCGUGCGACUGCCGCCUCAAAGGCUUCGUUGAAUUCAUCAGAGCGGUCAGCCCUCCCAUCAUUCUCAUGAACUCCUAUUUGAUGUGCUCGGGCCCAGCCUCCAAAGCCAACACGUAUUUCCACGACAUCCAGUUAAAAACGUGCAUGAAGCCCGUGGCCUCUGCUCUAGAGACUAACAUCACUUUACCUGUUGGAGCAAAUGCAACACUCACAUGCAUAGUAAAGGCCAGGCCAGGCCCAACCAUUCAGUGGAUGUACACUCUGAAGAUUAAAAGAGGGUCUACUGCUACGGAGACCCACAUAGACGAGGAGACCGUCACCUCUCAGCUGGUGAUCCCCUCUCUUCACCCGGCAGACGGAGGACUCUAUACCUGCACGGCCAAUAACUUCAUUGGCAACAGCUCUGUCGGCAUCACGGUCAACAUCAACAUCUCCAGCUCCUCUGCUGCUCCCCCUCCACCUGUCCCCAUGUUGUCUUCAAAUGAGAACGUCGACAUUGACAUCCGCAUCGCCAAGCAGACAGUUUACGGUAUCACCCUGGAGUGGUACGCGGCCACGGGUGACCCGGCGGGAACUUGGUUCACCAUUCACUUCGGCAAAUAUGAUUCACACAAAAAGGAGACGAUCUACAUUGGUCCCGGGAUCAACAGCUACGCCGUCAGCGACCUGCUCCCGGCCACCAAAUACGAGGUGUGCGUGACCCUGAAGAACCACCCGCCGAGGGAGGGCCAGUGCAUCGUGUUUGUGACAGGAAGCGACAUCAGCGAGCUGGAGCAAAGGGCGAAGCUCAUCCACAUAGUGGUCAUCGUGUGCGCGAUGGUGCUGGCGGUGCCAGCCGGCAUGUACGCCUGCACCACGGAGGCUCGAUUCAGCUGCGUGGAUCGCUGCAUCAAAGUGUGGAAGAGGCGCAGGCUGCAGGGAGAGGACCUGCAGGGAACGGAGAGGCAAGGCACCUUUGACAGCCUGCAGGCGGCCAGCGACGAAGGCCUGUGCAGGGACUCGGAGCAAAGGCCGAAAAAGUGGCGAAUGUCUGAGGAUAAAGGCAAAGGCGCAAGUGCACCUCAGUUGCACUAACAUCAGUGUUGAGAAGUGUACAUAAAUGUGUAAAUAAUGUCAGUGUGCAUAUCUUGUAUUUUUUAUUACAUCGGGGUGGAAGAAUAAUAACAUUUUCCAAAAAUAUAUACUAGAGAUCGUCAAAAACAAAGAUUACUGCUGUCCUGGUGGGGUUUCCAGUAUCUUCUAAAAUGUUUUCAACAUCUGGAGGACAAAAAUACCCAUCUGCUGCACAAUAAAACAUAUUAUAUGUGUUAUUGUGUGAGUUUUUCCUUUCCAGGACCACAGAAAUAAUACACCUAUUUUUCUACACCAGAAAAAUAUUAACCACGAUUUUAUUGUGAGAUUGAUAGAUUUUUAAGGACAAGACAAAAGUGUAAAUUGGUUCAACGUUGUUUUAUCUGGCAGCAUUAGCAAUAUUUUGUUGUCUGGUGAUAAAAAUACCUUUUGAGGAGUCUUGAAAUACCUUCAGAACAAUGUCAUGUUUUUUGGAAUAACCUUCAAGAUUUUUGUAACGCUAAUACAAAAAUGAUGUUGAAAACAUAAUAAUGCUAAUAGAUAGAUGGUCAUCAUGUACAUAUACAUCUCAAGCUAUCAACUCAAAGUAGAGAUGCCUUCCUGCCUUAUUACAAGGAGAGUUUCUAUUAUCUGUGUCAAUAUAUAUGUACAGGACAAAGUUUGUGAUGAAAUACAUUUGACAGUUCUUUGGUUUUGUUUUUUUAUAAAAUGUUAUUCUUACAAUUUAUAUUGUGUGUAUUACCAAACUAAAUGGUAGGUGUGAUACGUCAGGAGAUUUAAAUCUGCUUAAAAUAUUUUGAAUGUGUUUCCCGAUUUUCUGUCUGAAAGUUAUGAUGAUGAAGUUAUGUUUGAUGUGGAAUAAAGAGAAGUCCGAGAUGAA